ACUAAACCUGUAAUAUGCGCGGUAGGUACCCGGUAUCAGGUACCGUAUUGAUAUUCAAUUGGAUCACGGAAGCCACUUCCCAGGUGUAGAAUGAUUUAUAGGCAACCUGUCCCUCCUUGUUCCCAAACCCUCAUUAACGAGUCAGGGACUUGAGGUAUAACUCCCAUCGUUCCGAACUUUUACUUCUGAACUGCCGUCGUGCCACCAACCCUCCUUUGAGUCCAAAGCAUCCCAGAAUUUGAACCACCUCCCAUUCCAUCCCCCAAGUUCCAACCAGAAAAAGACCUACCACCAUGGCCACCAACCCCUCCGCCGAACGGGUCGUCCCCGGCUCCGCCAACCCGCCGCCCGCGCCCUGGCCCGCGAGCGCCACAACCCCAGCAGGAUCCAUCAACGCGCCAGCGAUCGCCGCGCAGGUCAUCUCCUCGCUCAACGACGCGCUCGGCAAGCGGGACUUUGCCGCCGUCGCCGGGCUGUUCCUGCCCGAUCCGGACGACUCCUCGGUGAUCUCGGAUGCUGCUGCCCCCGCGCCGGCGCCGAAGCCGACGCCAUUCUGGAGGGACCAUCUUGUCCUGUCGUGGCGGCUGCGCACGCUCAAGGGGCGGGAGAAGAUCCUCUGCUUUCUGAAGAGGGAAUUGAAGGAUGAGAAUGAGGAUGAGGAGAAGGAGAAGAAGGCGGCGCUGUCGUUGUUGAAGUUCCGGGUGGAUGACUCGGUUGCGUCUCGGAAGCCGAAGGUGGUGAGCUUCCGGUCGCGCGGGGAGGUCAAUGGGGUCGAGUUCUUUGUGACGGUGGAGAAUGCGGCUCGUGGUUACUGUAGUAAGAGGGGGAGGGGCGUGGUGAGACUGGCGGAGGCUGAGCCUGGGGUGUGGAGGGUUUGGACGAUGUUUACGACGCUGGAAGAGGUCGGCGGGUUUGAGGAGAGGGUGGGGAAGAGGAGGGAGGUUGGGGUGCAGCAUGGCGCGACGCAGGAUAGGAGGAAUUGGGCGGAGAGAAGGGCCGAGGAGAGGGAGUUCGUGGGCAGGGAGCCGGAGGUGUUGAUUAUCGGGGCCGGACAGGCCGGGCUGACUGCCGCUGCACGGUUCAAGAUGCUUGGAGUCCCGGCUCUUGUGGUCGACAAGAACAAGGCGGUCGGCGACAACUGGCGCAACCGGUACCGCCAGCUUGUGCUGCACGACCCCGUUUGGUACGAUCAUAUGCCCUACAUUCCAUUCCCUGACUCCUGGCCCGUCUUUACGCCCAAGGAUAAGCUGGCGGACUGGUUCGAGUCCUACGUCAAGGCCUUGGACCUCGACGUGUGGACGCAGUCUUCCAUGAUGUCCAGCUCCUGGGACGGAGACACAAAGCAAUGGAAGGCCGUUAUCCAGCGCAUCUCAGCAGACGGCUCCACGGAGACGAGGGAGUUCCAUCCACGACACAUAAUUGUCGCAACGGGGCACUCCGGGAAGUCCUACAUGCCUUCCAUACCCGGGAUGGAGUCGUUCAAGGGUGACCUUCUCUGCCACUCGGCCAGCUUCCCAGGCGCUGGGGAGAACCGCAAGGGCAGAAGGGCCGUCGUGGUUGGUGCCUGCAAUUCGAGCAUGGAUAUCAGCCAAGACUACGUCGAGAAGGGAUAUGAUGUGACGGUGGUGCAGCGGUCCUCCACCUACGUGAUCUCCAGCAAGAACGUUCUGGACAUUCUGCUGGGCGGACUCUACGAAGAGGGCGGCCCGGCAGCCGAAGACAGCGACCUGAAGAUCUGGGGCUGGCCAAGCGAAGUGCUCAAGUCGACCCAAGUGGAUCUGACCAAGACUGCAGAGGAGAAGGAUAAAGAGAUUUUGGAUGGGCUGGAGAGAGCCGGCUUUAAAAUCGAUAAGGGGCCAAGUGGAGGAGGCCUCUUUUGCAAGUACCUGCAAAGAGGAGGGGGGUAUUACAUCGACGUGGGCGCGGCAAAGCUCAUCAUUGAUGGGAGGGUCAAGGUCAAGCACGGGCAGGAGAUUGCGCAGGUCCUACCACACGGACUGAGGUUUGUAGAUGGCAGUGACCUGGAGGCGGAUGAGAUUGUGUUUGCUACGGGCUACGAGAACAUGAAACAGUCGGCGAAGGGCUUCCUGGAGGACGAGCUCUUCGAGAAGGUGGGAGACGUGUGGGGCUGGGAUGAAGAGGGCGAGAUGAGGACCAUCUGGACGGGCAGCGGCCAUCCUGGGCUCUGGUUCCAUGGGGGCAAUUUGAGUUUCUGCCGGUAUUACUCGAGGCUGGUGGCACUUCAGAUCCUGGCAAGCCUCAAGGGGUUGAAUGGGCAGGGUUAGAGCAUUAGGAUGGCGUGGUCUGCUAUGCGUCAACCGCAACGACAAUGUCCAUAGCAUGCCCUCCCAAGAAUCCAUUGUUUUGAGCCCCGUACUACUCUGUUU
Chaetomium strumarium is the source of this 2387-nucleotide messenger RNA. RefSeq names its product oxidoreductase-like protein. Gene Ontology annotation, molecular function: flavin adenine dinucleotide binding; monooxygenase activity. The transcript has 2 exons. Lineage: Eukaryota; Fungi; Ascomycota; Sordariomycetes; Sordariales; Chaetomiaceae. The record is from RefSeq and is a predicted model, not a curated record. Bases 294 to 2285 code for a protein of 663 amino acids.